GGUGACUCGCUAAGUAAUACCCUUUCUGCACAACCUUGUAGUUAUUUACACUGGGUGGGUUGCUGUUGACGCAGCGCUUAGCUUGGGAAUUAUUUGUCCUCAUCAAAAAUGGCGUUGUAGAGUAAACAUUAGGAUAACUUUAGGAAAAUAUCCAUAGUUACUUCUUGUUUUAAGCACAAGCAAGGCAGACUGGCUAUGUACGAUGGAGGCUGUCUCAAAAACACCCACAGCUGAAUCUACGCGGGAAAAGGAGUCGCGUCCACCUCCACUAAGCUGUGGAGUAGUGUCUGACAGCCUGUCACUGCCAUCUUACAAAGACUAUCCUUCUCAUCGGCCCUUUAUCAACACACUUAUGCAUCAUACACCCCAAAGACGAACUCAAUAUUCAUGUCGUCCAUCAUCACCCAUUAAAGCCUUCCCAGAGACCAGCAGUGCAGCAAUCUUAUCUGCCUUGAGGAACCUUCAGGAAAAAAUAAGGAAGUUGGAGUUAGAGAAAGGACAAGCAGAGCUCAGUUUGCGAUCUUUAGGGAAAAAUGCAUCACACACACUUCUGCAAAGAGAAAGAGAUACUCGGAGAACCUUCAAUGAUCAGACUGACGCAGAAAGAGAGACAAGUGGCCAGUCCAACUGCAACCAAGUGUUGAUCACCCACCUUGCUGCUGCAGAAUCUCGCUGUGCAAAGCUAGAACGACAGCUGGACCACAUGAGGAGGAUGCUGCGUAGUGCAAGCACAGACAGGACCAGUCUGCUCCAUCAGCAGGUUUCCACAGAGAACCAACAGUGUGAAACGGUGUCUGAGCAUGCCCAGAUGGAAAAGCUGGAAAAACUUGAGCAGGAAUAUCUUCGGUUGACGCACAAGCAGAAAAAUGCAGAGACUAAGAUUCAUGAAUUGGAGAGGAAGUUACAGGAAGAGGAGCACCAGAGGAAGCUCAUACAGGAUAAGGCCAACCAGCUGCAGACAGGUCUGGAGGCUAAUAGGAUCCUGCUGCGGUCAGUGUCACCUCAACUGCCCACAAAACAAUCUUCAGAGAAGAAAUUAGCAUCUAAGAAAUCCCCACAGCAGCAGAUGUCCCACGCAGAGCCACACUACAGACUGAGCCUCAGAGAUGUGCCUUUUGUAGCUGGAACGUCAGUCGGCUGCAGCCACUCGGUAAGAGCCAACGUCCAGGCAGUGCUGUCCCUCCUGAAGAGACACCAGCCACACCUCUGCAACAGCCGCGUAGUGUCUCGCCACGCAAGCCACUCUGAGACAGGAACCCAGCGGUGGGCUUCUGACAGUUCGUCCUCAUCAGCUAGCGAAGAGGAACUAUCAGAACUACUGCACACCCUGCAGGAGGAGCUGCAACUUAUGAGCAUUGAGCAUGGUGAGCUAAUGAGGCAAGUGGAGGACAGCGUGUCUGAAGAGGAAAGAAAAGAGCUGCAGAGGGAGCAAGAGAGGCUGCUACUGAAAAUGGAGAGAAAAGGAGAACAAAUCAGCAAGCUCUACAAACACAGAUCACAGAUCAAAAAGUUAAGAAGGGAAGCUAGUUCUCGGCAGAACCGUGGGAGGGUUCCCACCAGGGGGUUCUCUGUGAGAACAGUGAAAGCACAACCAGGAGAGAGAAGCAAGAAGAAUCUGAGGCUCCUGAGAGACAUGAAAGCUCUGCAGGCCUCACUUCGGACCUGAAACUCACCAGGGCAUAAAAAAUGCACAACUUUUUACUUCUUCUGGUGCUAUCCUUCUACCUACCUCUGUCCAUUAUCUUACCAUCAACACAACUACAGACUCGAAAACACCACACGAACAUGGUAGAGCCACUUCAAUUGUGCAAGUUUAAGAGAUCUUACCAUGUAUUACUUUUUUUGAAUGGUCUCUUGAACAACGAUGAAGUUGUUUCAAAAUAAUAUGGGUCGUGCAGGGUGUGAUAGCACCAGCACAGAUGGAGGAUAAAGAAGGUAUGGAAAAUGAAUGAUGUCCCAUGUUUCUGAUAGUGUCUCUUUCAUCUCAUUUAUUAAAUUUUUUCCACUUCUUUUUUUUUACCAGCAGAGGGCAUCCAAUUCUAGUUGCAUGUUGCUUCUAGAUCCCACAUGCUUUUAAAGAUAAAACAAAAAACAUGGGAAAAUAGUAUUGUCAUUUCCUCAAUAAAACAGAAGUUAUUUUUUUCUUUCUUUUUGUUUCUUGGUUGCUGUGGUAUUAUUUCUUUAGUUAAUGGUAAGCUUAUUGGUUAUAAAGCAAAACAAAACAGUCAUCCGGCACUUAAUAAGUCUCCAUUCCCGAUUUUUUGAUAAAGGAUUGAAUAUUAAUGCUGACAGUUUUGUGACCCCUAUUUAUUUUCCCUCAUAGUGUUUGAACACCAUUCUAAAUCGUUGGCUCUGUUAAAAGGUUAGUUAAUAUGGAAUUAUUGACUAACAAAGUGGCUAAAAUGAGGUCUGAGAAAACCUAGAUUUUGACUGUUGACCCUGUUUAGCAGUGUACUGGACUGACCGAUGAAACAAAAUGUGCUGUAUUUGUGUGUUUUUGCAACAGGGCUGAAAAACGAAACACUUAGUGUCAGGUUGUCUUUGUGUGAAUACUGCUGUAACUCAACCAUUCGGAUGGAUUAUUGCCCUAAAUGAUAAAAACUGGAGAAAAGUAGUCCGUUAAAUUACUUUAGAUUUUUAUAUUUUAACGGUUUCUCCUCUAAGAGACAAACUUGGUGUGCAUAUUUGGGCUUCUUUGGUCCAGUUCUUGCUUUUACUCACUGAUCAGCAGUGUCACCAAGUGACGACCUGAUAGCUGAUUUCAUUGAAAUCUCAGUGGUAUUUGUCAUAUUUCUCAUGUGUGCUGUGUGUGGAUGGAGCAAACUGCUAACUAUUUUCCCAAGAGUAUAAUGACGAGUAGAAAAAUGGUGCUUUAUUGGUGGACCUUUAUAGAACUGUUUUGAUUGCUUUUUCAACUUUUUUGACGUGUAUGAUGAAAAAACAUUCCAGGAAAACAAGCUACUGUUGUAAUCACACCUGUGUCCAUUUAUUUGCAGCAAAUGUCCAUUCUUCUAAUGACACAUUUUUAUAUCUGGUUAAUUGACAAAGAAUGUCCCCAACAACCUUUGGAAAUAAUGUUAAGGAUUUCUACCUUCAUAAUAAAUGCCCUAUCAAGAAAAGGAUAUUCUCCUACUUUUUUUUCAGACCUGUCUUUGCCUGGAUAAGAAAUAAGAGUGAGUGGUGGUGGGCUAUAAAUGGCUGAAUACAAAAAAAGUAACCAGUUUUUAAACUGAUGGAUAUGAAAAAAAUUAUCAUUUGUUGCGUGCUGUCCACCAACAGACGGAAUUAUUCAGGAGCCAUGAAAGAAGUUGUCAGCUUUACUGGUUCAUGGAUUUAUUAUGUCAUUU
Messenger RNA from Menidia menidia (Atlantic silverside), 3347 nucleotides. NCBI's taxonomy places the organism in Eukaryota, Metazoa, Chordata, Actinopteri, Atheriniformes, Atherinopsidae. The record is from the annotation of a GenBank genome assembly.